Messenger RNA from Platichthys flesus (European flounder), 3862 nucleotides. RefSeq names its product vitrin (gene vit). Gene Ontology annotation, biological process: extracellular matrix organization; positive regulation of cell-substrate adhesion. The coding region runs from base 342 to 2816 and encodes 824 amino acids. Lineage: Eukaryota; Metazoa; Chordata; Actinopteri; Pleuronectiformes; Pleuronectidae. The record is from RefSeq and is a predicted model, not a curated record. The transcript is spliced from 23 exons.
CUCCCUGCAUCCUCUCCUGACGGCCCCGGGUUACUGAUCCUGCCCGGGUGAGGAGCUGAGGACUGAAGUGGGACGGGCAAAGAGAGGGGAAACUAUGGCCCCGUCCCGUCCUCCACUUUUAAUGAGCGCUCCGAUCAUGCAGGAGUAAGAGUACCAGGUGGAGAAGCUCAGCGUUUCCACACACGCCCGCUGCAGGGAAAGAGGUGAGGUUUCAAGGGGGAGUACAUUACGCACGGAAUUACCAGUUUUAUUUGUGUCGCCUGGAGGAUUAUUUGACUUUCGCAGGUUGGGAGAUUGUACACGGACACCGGCUGACCGGCUCAACCAGCGCACCAACCAUCAUGAUGAGAGCAUCACUACUUGCCCUCUGCCUCGCAGUGCUCCUCCUGUCCUGCGCUUGCUGGGCUAAGCCGAACGGAUCAAAGAACAAGAAACCAAAGCAAGUUGUUCCAGAGAUAGAGUGUGAUGUCAGAGCGGGAAAGAUCAACCUCCCAGAGUUCAUAGCCAAAUGUCCUGCGCAGUGUAAAGAGACAAAGCAGCAAGUCUAUGGGACGGGGGUGUUUGCCUCCAUCUCCAGCAUCUGCAAUGCAGCCAUUCACAACGGCGUCAUCACCAACUCAGGAGGAAAGGUGAUCGUGAGGAAGAUGGCCGGCCAGAACAUUUACAAAGGCAGCAACUCCAACGGGGUGCGCUCUCUGUCUCUACCAAAGUGGAGGGAGUCGUUUGUUGUCUCAGUGGGGAAACCGAAGAAGGGAGUCAUCUACCCCUCAACUCUGGACUAUGUCCCUUCAAGACCAACCUACGUGAAGACAAGUCAGAAGGAGGCCAAAUCCCCUGUGACCGCCACGCCGCUGACAACCACACCUGAACCCGCCACGACUACAACACCUGAACCCACUACCACCACCACCACACAGGCUCCAACCACCACCACCACAACACCUCCGCCACCACCCACCACUACCAAAGCUCGAGCUGCUGUGCACAAAGUCAGGGAUGCAGGCAGCAGUCACCCGUACCUUGCCUCUGUGGCAGCGGCAAGUUCAAGGAAGACACAAUUCAGUCAAGGACAGAGUCCCGGCCAAGUAUUCAGAGGAGGUGUCUAUCCGAAUAGAUUUCUACAGCGUACCAGUGCAGGUCUGCGCAGACCAGAGGCAGGGUCAGCUAUCAGGAGGCCGCAAUCUUCUCCAGUCGGCCCAGCUUUUAACAGGGUUCAGCCAGCCCAACCCGAGCGGACUCCAACCAUCAGCCAGUCAAACCCCGCUUUUCCCAGAAGGGAUUGGGCGGACACCUCCCUGCCUCGUCCCGAUUGGUUCCCUGGAGCUCGACGUCCAUCAGAUGUUAGCUUUACAGCUCCAGACUCAGGAUACACAUGGAGCGAGACUGACAGACCUGAGACCGGCGCUCGGGAUCACAGGCCUGAUAUCUCAGAGUAUGAGCGCUGGUAUUAUAACUUUGGACCGCACCCUCCACGAUCCACUGACUCAGAUGUCAACCAUAAGACGCCAGUGGAUGCAACCCAUACUCGAGUGGAGCCAGUGGAUGCCUGGAAACCAGAAGCAAACAUUUAUGAAUCAGGAUUCGGCACAAGGGAGCAAGAACCUGCACCAAGAGCCCCUGAGCCUGCGUCACAGGGAGACCCAAACUGUAAGGUGGACCUGGUCUUCCUGAUGGACGGCAGCUGGAGCAUCGGGAAGCGGCGUUUCAAGAUCCAGAAGGACUUCCUGGCUGAGGUGGCUCAGACCAUCAACGUGGGCGUAAAUGGACCCAUGAUGGGCCUCAUCCAAUACGGAGACGACCCCGUGACGGAGAUCAGUCUGAAGUCUCACUCCAACUCCAGAGAGCUGAGGUCGGCCGUAGAUAAGAUUGUGCAGAAAGGAGGCCUCUCAAAUGUGGGAAAGGCCCUCUCCUUCAUCAACAAGCAGUACUUCAGUGAUGUCAAUGGAAACCGUGGAGGGGCCCCCAACGUGGCCGUGGUGCUGGUGGACGGCUGGCCCACGGACAAGGUGGAGGAGGCCUCUCGUUCCGCCCGGGAGUCGGGCAUCAACAUAUUCUUUGUCACCAUUGAGGGUGCCGACGACAAUGAGAGGCAAAACCUGGUGGAGGCCAACUUCGUUGACAAGGCCGUGUGUCGGACAAACGGCUUCUACUCCCUGCCUGUGACCAGCUGGUUCGCCCUGAGGAAGGCCGUGCAGCCCCUGGUGAAGAGAGUGUGUGACACGGACCGCCUGAUGUGCAGCAAGACCUGCCUCAACGCCAACGACAUCGCCUUUGUCAUAGACGGCUCCAGCAGCGUGGGAACAGGCAACUUCCGCACGGUGCUGCAGUUCGUGGCCAACGUCACGCGGGAGUUUGAGAUCUCCGACACGGACACGCGGGUCGGGGCCGUGCAGUACACCUACGAGCAGAGGCUGGAGUUCGCCUUCGGCCAGUACAACAACAAGGGCGAGCUGCUGAACGCCAUUAAACGCAUCAACUACUGGAGCGGUGGGACCAGCACCGGUGCCGCCAUCACCUACGCCGCAGAGCAGCUCUUCAGCAAAUCCAAACCCAACAAGCGCAAGAUCAUGAUCGUCAUUACAGAUGGCCGCUCCUAUGAUGACGUCAGGGCGCCUGCACUGGCUGUCCAACGCCAAGGAGUGAUCGCCUACUCCAUCGGCAUCGCCUGGGCCGCCCAGGACGAGCUGGAGUACAUCGCCACGGACCCCGACAAGGAUCACUCCUUCUUCGUGGACGAGUUCGACAACCUCUACAAGUUUGUGUCCAAGAUCAUAAACAACAUCUGCCAGGAGUUCAACUCACAGCCCAGAAACUGAGGACGGACGGACGGACAGACGGGCGGGUGUUAAGAGGGACGUCCCGAUCAUGGCUCUGACAGGACGCUGAUUGUAAAUUGACUCACUCUGUUGCCCAGAUGGUGGAGCUGGAUUGGCUGCAGCUCCCCCACGUUUGCACGGGGAGGGGAUUAGGUUUCGAAUUUAGGUGAGGAUUGUGUGUUUUGGUCGAAAAACAAAUCUUAAAGUGAAUCAGCAUUUUGUCCCAAGCGGUGCUAAAAGUUAAGACACAGUGACAUCUCAUGUGGUCCCAGUCGUUCUCUCUCGGUGCCUUUAAGGAACAGGAUUCCUGAGCGUUUAAAAUUGACUGUACCACUCUUUAACGACACACCUUUUAUAGUUGGUUUGUAAGUUCCUCUGUUGACAAACGAUAUAUAUUCAAUAAUAAUGUCCUUACGAACAACUUACAGACCCCUCAUAACGGGUGCCGUAUAAAGAAGUGGUACCAGACUGACUAACAGAACAUGGUACAUGGUGCUUGCAGAGAGAUGUAGACUUUAAAGCAUGCCUAGCACUUCCUCUUCUGGCUUAUCAAACUUCAUAAACUUAAUAAUACGGUGCUUUUUAUACACUUCUCUGUCAAGAGGAUAUUCUUUCUUAGAAAUGGUGCAUUCUGAUCUUCCUAAGGGGAGAGACUUGUUAGUAGGGACAUUGUUAAAGUUCCUCUGUACGACAGCGGUGCUGAUAUACGAGUGGCAGGUGAGAACAAGGCUCUUGUGAAUUCGGCAACAUGGAGCGAGGAAGUGGACCCGUGUGGGGGGUGAGGGGAGAGGAGCUUGUCUAUCUUUGUGCAGAGCGACGGCAGAUUGAGCGCCAUCCGUCCCGUCGCUCUUUGUUUUCUAAUCGUGUGGCUGCUUUUAACAUCGCAGGCGUUUCUCUUUUGUUUGAGGAGUAUUUAUGAUUUGUCUCUGUCGUGUCCUGUUUGUACAUAUGCAUAUUACAAAUCUUUCGCUAUUAAUGUUCAGAUAAUUGAUCAAUGUUUUUUUUUGCAAUUUUUAAUAAAAUAAAGAAAAUGAACAGAAAUUAAA